GAAAGAGAGCUGGAGAAGCGACGGGACUCCGGGACUCGGGAUGGCGGAUCUCGCCGUCUCUCUGCUCGUACUCGCGGGGAUCGUUCUCGCGUGCGAGGUCGCGAGGCGGGCAAGCGCGAGGCUGCUCUCGGGCGGCGUUUACGGCGCGUGCGCGGUCGAGCUCAUCUCCACGCUGCAGCUGUGCGCGUGCACGCACGAGCUCAAGCUGCUGGGCGACGCCGGGGUCUCGCAGCGGCCCCCGGUCCUCGCGCUCGCGCUCACGUACGGCACGUCUGUGGUGCACGCGCUCACAUCCUGCGGCGCCACCUGCAACCCGUCAGGCGCAUGCGAGCGCUUCUUCCGCGAACGCGGCGGUGGGCUGAGCGCGGGCACGCGCGUGGCGGCGCUGAUGGCACGCGUGACGUGCCAGUUCGCAGCGGCCGUGGCGGCUCGCGCCGCCGUGCGCAGUGUGUGGGCGCGCGGGUUAUCGGACCUGCACACUCGGCACCGAGCGUCCGCCUUCCGGUGCGCGAGUCCCAUCGGGCACGCGCCCCUGCUCGAGGCCGCGGCCGUGGAGAUGGCGUGCGCCUUCGUCGUGCACGCUGCCGCCUCGUGCACGCGCAGUCUGCAGGAGAAGUACAGAGUGCACGCGGUGGCGGCCGUGAUCACCUCGGCGGUCUAUGCAGGGGGAAGCACAACAGGGGCAGUGUUCAACCCAGCACUGGCGUUUUCAACACAGUUUCCCUGCACCGGCGGCACGUUUGCGGAGUACAGCUUGGUGUACUGGAUGGGGCCACUACUCGGCAUGGCAGCCUCAGUUCUGCUGUUUGAUAAAGUCAUUCUGGCUCUUUCUGUGAAGAGCAUAGCCGACAUUAUCGAGCGGAAGAAGGAGAAGUAAAUGAAACUGGAGGCCUGUAAAAAAAACCCUGGAAGUUCUUCAGUGAAGAAGCCUUAUAUACUGGUUACUGUUGCACAUUUUAUAAGCACCAAAAGGUCAUUUCAGUGUUAUUUUGUCCCAAUGCUGUCAGUGCAGUUUAACCCCUAAGGGUCUGUAUGUGGAUCCUUACUGCAGUUCCUCUCAUGCAGAACCUAAACACCUGCACAUUAGUUUCAUAAUAGUUAUCCAUUGAUUUUGGAAGCUCAUGCCUCCUAGAGAGAGAAGAAAAAAUUGGCUUGACAAAAUUCUGAGCUGUAAUAUGUUGAAUUAUUUGGUGAUAAUAAGUCACAAGAUAAAAAUUUUGACCUACUGCUGCCAGAAACUGAGAGGAAUAAAUCAUGGACGAAUUAUAUUUAUAUUCUAUUCUGAAAUAUGUAUUUCAAAUAGUGGCUCAGUACUUUGACAUCACCAAAUAUUUACUUAAUUCCUUGAAGUUCAAAAACUCAUUAUUUAAUUAUUAAUUCAUUAACGUAUGUUGAAUUUUGUCUUUAUUUUUCAUUAUUACAUGACAAUAAGACUACGUUCAUAAAGCUAGUAAAAGUGGCCCAAAUCUGUUUUUUUUUUUCUCAAAUGUGACACAGGUGUGUGUCUGUGUGUCAGUGUGAACAGAUAAACACACUGAAUCUAGCAUUCUCAAUUCUGAGACGCUUUCAUAUGUGGUACUGAAAUCUGAUCUGUAUCCCGAUCUGUGGCAACGUGACUCAAUCUGAACAGCCAGAUCUGAAUUCAUGUGACUUUUACAUCAGUCCGACUCCGCAUUCAUAAUAAUUUCGCGCUGCUGAGACUCAUAAAUAUUUAAGCUGAUGUUUCUGUACCAAAAACUUAAGAGACGUAUCGCAGCCGCUCAGUGUUUGAAGAGGUUUAGAACGAAAUGAUCGAACGCAGCCAGAGGAGGCCGAGGCUACAGCAUCAAAAACAGUUUCAAGAAUCUGAGGACACAAACCAAAGAAGUGGCCGAAUGUUGUGUCCUUUUACAGCGAACUUUAACACAUUCUGGGUGAGUCCAGCUGUCAAACAUUUGAACUUCAUAAUCGCUCCUGCGAUGCUGGCAAAGAUUAAACUGAAGCUCCGGGAGUGACAGGCGUUCAAUGGCAGUCGUGAUUGUUUACCUCUGGGCGAGCCGCCUCGUAAAGCAUUGAUCUUUAGCGCAUGUGGGUCAGUAUCGGAGCUGAUCUGUUCAGACUGAUGUUGCAUACAGAUCACAUUUAAAAGAUAAUGCGAACAGCCAAACAAAAAAAUCAGAUUUGGUGAGAAAAUAAGAUUUGGGCCACUUUUACCUGCUGUGUGAACGCAGCCGAAGUCAAAGUUUUUGAAGACAUUAGCCAAUAUUUAGAGUUUCUAAGUCAAAAUAUCAACAUACAGCUGCCAGAAAGUGAGUAGAACAAAAAAAUGUAGGCAGUCUUGUGUGAUUUUUUAUCCACCUUUCUGGUGGAAAUGGGCUUCCAUAAGGAACAGACCUUGAGGACAUUUUGCAGAUCCCUAUCAGCGUGCAGACGAGCUCUGAGCCUAAGCUGUUUUUCUCUGAGGGCGUGGACUGAAUGCCGCAGAAAUUCCCUUAUGAACUUUAAAGCUGAUGCAUUUUGUCUGAUAGAACUUCAUUUGAAUUGGCUGCAUGCUUUUAACUGGCAACCUCACAUGAAUACGUCACGCUAACCAGCUGACAACAAAUGCAGACCAGGACACAAGGGAGGUUCUUGCUUUCAAAGUGGAUUUACUUGAGCAAAACAGAGCAAAACACCUUGAAGUGUGAACUCCAAAACAGGUGGAAACAAUCAGGGACGGAGUCACUAAAUAAGGGGGCUGGACUAAGAACCAAACCAAAGAAAACACGUGGACGACCGGGAAGUAAACAAGGCACAUGGGGGAGUGGGAGGAACCAAUUGUGACACACUGACACUAUACAGCACACAGACACUAUAAAGCUCCCGACUUCCUGAGGGCUUAUAAAGCCAGGAAGACAAGACACAGGUGAACCACAUGAGUUAAAGAUCCCAGGGGUGGGUUUAAACUAAGCCACUCCUAGGAUGGUAUAGAUGCUUUCUGAUGCUUUGCCGCCGUCUGUUGUUUAGGUGAGGUGUGACACAUAUAAGCUUUAUUUCACAACAGCUGGUGUUUUUAUAUGUAGUGCUGCAUUAGUGUUGUAGAAAUGUAGUCAUACCAUUUUCACACUUCGUGUUCCUUAAUGCGGAAGAGGAAAUCGUAGUGUUAAACAGCUUCCGGUCACACUGUAAACAAUGACUGAUACUGCUCAAAAUCAUUGCUGCGUUCCUAAUGCACCAGUAAUUCAACUAAACAGCCUCACAUGAGUUUCCACUCGAUUACGUUUAAAAAUGUUCAGCUUCAGUCUAAAAGCUCUGCUCGUCAUGAACAGGCUGUACAGGACAGAUUUACUCACAUCUGUGAUUAAAAUGCUCCAAGACAAACAUUUAUUCACUGGUGUAUUUAAAACUCUGGAGAUGGUCGUCACAGAGGUCUGAUUAAAACUUCUGAGAAACCGACUCGUCCCCACUGCAGCUCGGUGAUCAGUACUGUACUGUAGAAAUACGACGCUGUGUCUCUGAGCUAGUUACGGUGUUCAGGACUGGUUAUGGUGUUCAGGACUUCUUUGCAAAACCUAUCUCAGGCAAAUUCCUCACGGUUCUGACGUGGAUCUUUGCAGAACACAUUCCUCCAUCUGAAUGCAGCUGCUUUGACAUGGAUAUGCUCUUUCAGAGGUGGGAUGUGUGGCUCCGCUCUCUGCCGCAGCAUAUUAUGUUUACCAGGCUGCCCCUGUGCACCGCACAGUGAUAAAAAGCUCACAGCAGCAGAUGCACAGAUUCAUAGAGUUCAAAUGUUUUUGUUUUGCGCGACGAGCUUUAGCCAUGUCAGACUAGCCUUUCUGCUCAUGUUAGAGGAACUAACAUAACUAACACAUAAACUGCUCUUCUAUUGACCGAGCUGGGAUGAGGGAUGCUGAACGCCAGAGACCCUCUGUUGCUGCUCUGUUAAACGGCGCAGGUGGAAGUUCGAUAACACUAUCAGAGCUGGUUUAUGAGGAGCCUGGCCACUUCCUAUUUCCCCCAUUAUAUCAAAAACAGGACUGCUAAACAGCAGAGGGCGCCCACGAGGGAGUCCUCAAUGAAUGGGAGUAAAUAACGCUCAACGG
Messenger RNA from Pygocentrus nattereri (red-bellied piranha), 4061 nucleotides. It is a transcript of the gene aqp11, whose product is annotated as aquaporin 11. Gene Ontology annotation, cellular component: cytoplasm; membrane. The coding region runs from base 41 to 877 and encodes 278 amino acids. Gene Ontology annotation, biological process: transmembrane transport. The record is from RefSeq and is a predicted model, not a curated record. Gene Ontology annotation, molecular function: channel activity. Lineage: Eukaryota; Metazoa; Chordata; Actinopteri; Characiformes; Serrasalmidae. The transcript has 3 exons.